CCAAUGAGCACGACACCCGCUCCUACCCCACCCCCACAGUGCGGACCCUGGAGUCCCUUCUCUCCCUGUGACCGUCCCUGUGGCGGCGGCGUCCAGUCUCGGUACAGAGAGUGCUGCGGCGUCUGUAACCCGGUGACCGUGCAGACCAGGACGUGUAACCCCCAGGAAUGCCCCGUGAACGGCGGAUGGCAGAUGUGGGGAAUGUGGACGCAGUGCACAGCAUCCUGUAAUGGCGGCUUCAGAGGUCGUAUCCGCUCGUGCUCCAAUCCUGCACCACGAGGAGGUGGCUUCCAAUGUCAAGGUCCCGGCCUUGAACUUCAGGCUUGUAACAGCGGCCCCUGUGUCAUCGACGUAAACGGUAACUGGGGGAUGUGGUCAGCGUGGUCUCAGUGCUCGCAGUCGUGUUCUGGCGGCGUUCGUUCUCGUACCAGGCUGUGUAACAGUCCACCCCCACAGGGCAACGGACAGAUGUGCGUUGGAAGCAGUAUGCAGACCGAGUCCUGUGGACAGCCGUGCUGUACACCCAAAGCGGUGAGCCAUAACUGUUUCAGUAACCAGGGACCAUUGUUGAACUGCAAUAACGAGGGUCCCAUGAAGAUCAUCGCGGUGCAGGAGUGCCGUGACUUGUCAGACAACCAGUGUAUUGCAGCACCGUACAAAGCACAGAUGUUAUCGACCUUAUGCGAUGGCCAAAGAUACAUGUGUAACACCAACAACGCAUGCGCUGGGAACGACAUCGCCAAGAUAAGGAUCGCCUACCAGUGCUGUUAGAAUGGACGUAUUAGAUUGCGCCUGCCAAUAUUAAGAUGC
Lingula anatina is the source of this 810-nucleotide messenger RNA. RefSeq lists its product as uncharacterized. NCBI's taxonomy places the organism in Eukaryota, Metazoa, Brachiopoda, Lingulata, Lingulida, Lingulidae. The record is from RefSeq and is a predicted model, not a curated record.